This is a messenger RNA of Arvicola amphibius (Eurasian water vole), 285 nucleotides long. RefSeq names its product cytochrome c-like. Gene Ontology annotation, cellular component: mitochondrial intermembrane space. The record is from RefSeq and is a predicted model, not a curated record. Bases 1 to 285 code for a protein of 94 amino acids. Gene Ontology annotation, biological process: mitochondrial electron transport, cytochrome c to oxygen; mitochondrial electron transport, ubiquinol to cytochrome c. NCBI's taxonomy places the organism in Eukaryota, Metazoa, Chordata, Mammalia, Rodentia, Cricetidae. Gene Ontology annotation, molecular function: electron transfer activity; heme binding. The transcript has a single exon.
AUGGUUGAUGUUGAGAGAGGCAAGAAGACUUUUGUUCAGAGCUGGGCCCAGUGCCACACUGUGGAAAAGGGAGACAAGCAUAAGACUGGACCAAACCUCCAGGUCUGUUUAGGCAGAAGACAGGGCACUGGAUUCUUUUACACGGACACCAACAAGAGUAAGGGCAUCACCUGGACAGGAGAUACCUUGAGGGAAUCCCAGGAAGAACAUCCUUGGAACAACAACAAAACGAUCUUCACCAAAAUUAAAAAGGAAGAAAGGGUAGACCUAACAGCUUAUCUUUAA